This is a messenger RNA of Octopus sinensis (East Asian common octopus), 811 nucleotides long. RefSeq names its product meteorin-like. Lineage: Eukaryota; Metazoa; Mollusca; Cephalopoda; Octopoda; Octopodidae. The coding region runs from base 213 to 740 and encodes 175 amino acids. The transcript has 3 exons. Gene Ontology annotation, molecular function: hormone activity. The record is from RefSeq and is a predicted model, not a curated record.
AUAUUUUCAGUGAAAACAGCAAAGAGACUGGAAUCAUACACGUACGACCAAACUGUACACAAGGUAACGUCACGUGGCGUCAUCCAUACAAUGCAGUCCGUCUAGGAUUGAAUCCAUUGACGAAAGGACUCGAGUUCGAAACGUGCGUGAAAAUAAAAGUCGAUUUGCUUUCUGUCAUAGUUUAUAAGGAAAACUCGGGCGAUAUCGAAGGAAUGGAGCAGUUGUUUGUCAUUGAAAGCGGAAAAGAAGCACAUUACUGCAAUACAUCGACUUCUCCUAUUACUUUAUUUAUUGAGCCUGUACGUCCACAGCUAUACACGGGACCCCCUAAGGUCGUCAUCUACUACGAAAGACUCGAAUUACGAAGUGAAAUGGAUCCAAUGAGAGAAUGUCGACCUUGUGAAGAGGAAGAGCUUCAUAAAUUGUACUGCACCAGUGAUUAUAUUUUUCACGGCGUAAUGGGACCCAAAACUACAUCAUCUGAAAUUGAAAUAUAUCUAACGAAAUAUAUAUUUGGAGAUAGAAAUGCCUUUCAUCGUACUUCUAGAAAAGGACCCUUGAAAGCUAUGCUUGUGGUCCCAGAAAAAUGUAAAAUCCAAAGAGGUUCUGGUGAUUUUCUGUUUAUUGCGAGAAAGCGAUUGGACAAAGCACAUUUAACUUGUGCGCCAUAUUUGAGUCACUGGAAAAAAAUCAAGGAAAGAGCUCUUGAAACUGGAGCAAUGCAAUGUGCUUACGAUUGAAAGAUGAAGAAGGAUUGAUGAAAGAAAUUUUGAAGAGCAGCUAAUAACAAGAAAAACAUCGUGGAACAAAA